Lactuca sativa (garden lettuce) is the source of this 1254-nucleotide messenger RNA. The record is from RefSeq and is a predicted model, not a curated record. Lineage: Eukaryota; Viridiplantae; Streptophyta; Magnoliopsida; Asterales; Asteraceae.
AUGGAUCAAACGAUCCAUGCUAUUCGGGUGGGUUGUGAAAACUGCAAUGGGCCUCAUCUUACUAGAGAUUGUGACUUAGAUGAAAAUGGCAACAAGAAGGUGCAAGUUUGUUACUCAAGUGGAGACCGAUAUGAUGAAGAUUGGCGAAGACCAAAGAAAGAGUGGCUCCCUUAUGAAGAGUACAAGAAGGCUAAGGAGGAGAAGUUCAGGCAGAAAGGAAGAAGGUUUUACCAAAAGGAGGAUCCGACACAAGAAAGAAAACCAAGUUUGGAAGAAAUGCUCACCAAAUUUGUAGCUGCUUCAGAAAAGAGACAUAGUGAUCAUGAUGUUGCAAUUCAAGAAACAAGGACCAUGCUUAGAAACCAGCAAGCAUCUAUCCACAACAUAGAAACGCAACUAGGGCAACUUGCUCAACAAAUCAACCAAAGAUCACCGGGCGAACUUCCUAGUAAAACCGAAAAUAACCCACGAGGCGCGCACAUAAAUAUAGUUACAACAAGAAGUGGGAAAAUAAUCACUCCCCUGGCCCCUAUUCAGACUGAAGCAUCCAAGGAAUCACAGAAGGAGGAAGCAAAAAAUCAAGCAGAAAAUCAAAAUCUCCAAUCUGACAGCUCUACUCGCCGGGUACAACAUAUGGACUCGGCGAGUCCACUGCCAAAUCCAAAGGAUCAGACCCCUGAAAAGCUUUACCAGCCUCCAUUUCCAUACCCAACCCGAGCUAAGAAAGAGAAGCAGGAAGAGGAGUACCAGAAGUUUCUAGAUCAUAUCAAGGCUCUUCAAAUCAACAUACCCUUCAUCGAAGCUGUCGUACAAAUGCCCAAAUAUUCAAAGUUCCUUAAGGAACCUCUCACUAACAGAAGGAAGAUGGAAGAAGUGAAGAAGGUAGUCCUCAAUGAAAACUGCUCAACUGCUAUGCUAAAUAAGCUACCAAAGAAGAAGGGUGACCCGGGGAGCUUAACUUUACCUUGCCAAUUUGGCAACUUGGCUACCAUUCAUGCUUUGGCCGAUUCGGGAGCAAGCGUAAACCUCAUGCCAUAUUCAUUCUUCAAGAAGCUUGAUCUCCCGGAACCAAGACCAAUUCGCAUGGUGACAGUCACUUUCCCAAGAGGCAUAUGUGAAGACUUAUUGGUCAAAGUGGACAAGUUUGUAUUUCCCGCUGAUUUCAUCAUUCUAGACAUGGAGGCGGAUCCACAAGUCCCAAUCAUCCUUGGAAGACCCUUCAGGUUCACUGCCUUUGUGUGCUUAAUUCAUUAA